Molecule: messenger RNA, 363 nt
Organism: Ambispora leptoticha
Lineage: Eukaryota; Fungi; Glomeromycota; Glomeromycetes; Archaeosporales; Ambisporaceae
Source: the annotation of a GenBank genome assembly
AUGACAGAUUAUCUUUUUGAAAAAUCACUCAUCUCUGAUGAAGUACAAAAUGCUUUACCGUUAAAUUAUGCUAUUCGACCACUUGCUAAAGAAGAUUACGAUAAAGGAGUUUUAGAUUGUCUUGGCCAACUUUCAAUCAUUGAGGAAAUAUCAGAAACGAAAUUUUCAGAGCAUUUCGCUGCAAUGAAAAAGAGUGGGCAAUAUUAUAUUGUUGUGAUCGAGGAUAAAGAUUCGAAUAGAGUAGUAGGACUUGGAACUUUAUUAGUGGAAUUGAAAUUUCUGAGGGGUUGUUCAAAGGCCGGACAUAUUGAAGAUAUCGUUGUGGACGAUUCAUACAGAGGGAAAAAAUUUGGUUUAAUGUAA